AUGGCAAGGUGGACAUUGCAAGGAGACUCUGAUGUCUCCCUAGUUGGCUCGAGAGUUGUUUCCAGUUUGCAAUGCGAGACGUUGUCAAUAGUACAAAAUAAAACUCCCCUGCGUCUCUCCCGUGAAUGUCUGCUGUGCAUCUUUUGCGUAUACGCAUUCCUGACUGGGCCAUUUUACUUCAACUGGGCUCCAGUUUCCUACGUUUUUCUCGCGGCAGGUUUCUUCCGUGGUGCAUGCGACUCCGGUGAGCUAGAUUAUUCGAAACCAGCGGACGAGCCCAAAUGCCAAGACGAGGAAAUCGCAGUCCACGAAUUUUUCAUUAUUAGUAUGAUGUGUGACAUGUGCUUCUCGUUGCUCGCUGGCUUGUUGUUGGACUCUGUAGGGCCCAAGGUAACCGCUGUGAUAGGAUCUACAACGCUUGCGGUCUCGUGGUUUCUCAGCGGAGCAUCCAAGCACUUACAAAAAUCUGGUGCGGCAACCAUCGUUAUGAGCGCGAGCCUGUCCGCGGCCUUCCUACCCUGUCUUAGCAUUGCCAAUCUCUUCCCCAACGCACGCAACAGUGUGAUUGGCCUGCUAACGUUUUUUCGCUAUUUGUCUGGCACGGUACCACUUGUUUUGAAGACUGUUUUCUUUGAGUCCGACUCAGUGGAGGAUACUCGCUCUGUCGCCUAUACUUACGGGACGUUGUGCAUCGGUUCGUGUGUGUUCAUGGCAGCUUGCUUCUUCCCUUACCAGAAAUGGCAGCGUGUACGGGCCCUUGAAUAUCCCAGGGAUAUCGAGACUCCGGGUGCCGCAGAGGAUCUGCCGCCAUCUGGUAUCCCCACCGAGACACCAGAUGCCAGGAACAGUUCCGACACCGAAGUCACUACCAGACGUAGAGGAAGCAUCGUCAAAUGGUGUCACAAUAGUAUACGUAGAUGCUUAAGUGCACCAUCUCAUAGUGUAGACUCCCUCGACGCGGCCAACCUGAGAUGCGACAUCCUUCAAACUAUAGAGCGGGGAACCACAGAGGCCAGGCUGCUUUCCUGGAAUGACUGGAGGGCAUUUUUUCUCGAUGCAUCGUCCUCUGUAUUUAUUUUUCUGUGCUUGUUUGAGGCAUUGUUACUUAUUAGCGAAAGCUUCUUCAAAGCGGCCGGAAGGCGAAUCAUCCCUCAAGCAUACGAAACAAGUGAAGCGAUCAAUAUUUUGGCCGCUUUCCCAGUUCCUCUUAUAGGAUUCCUUGCGGACAAACGAGGAAUAAUCGCAUCUAUGUGCAUAGUUAACGUAUUUGUGUUGCUCGCAUUCAUUGUCUCCAUCAUUCCCCAAUUCCCCGCCAUUUCCGUAUGCCAAUAUCUUGCAUCUAUUACUAUGGCUGUAGCCGCUCCUUUUUUUGUUACCCAGAUCUACUGCUACAUUCUGCAAAGUUUCCAGGAAGCGCAUAUGGGAAAACUCAUCGGCUUGGCAUCGUUCAUUGCGGGGCUUCCAAUGGUUGCAGCAAUUUUCAUGGUGCGAGCUGGAUUCCAGAAGGGAUUCUUCGACAUGGUGAUUAUCUGCAUUUCGUUGCUUGGUGCGAGUUUGUUUCUUCUCGGUGUCAUAGUGAUUCUCCGCAUGCGAAGAGCAGCGAAGGUCCUCGCAAAACUGCGUCAGGAGAGAUCCUUGCAGGAGUUACCUCCAAUUUGA
Messenger RNA from Neospora caninum, 1659 nucleotides. Its product is annotated as potential mitochondrial membrane protein,related. The record is from RefSeq and is a predicted model, not a curated record. Lineage: Eukaryota; Apicomplexa; Conoidasida; Eucoccidiorida; Sarcocystidae. Bases 1 to 1659 code for a protein of 552 amino acids. The transcript has a single exon. Gene Ontology annotation, molecular function: transmembrane transporter activity. Gene Ontology annotation, biological process: transmembrane transport.